Molecule: messenger RNA, 1851 nt
Organism: Haliotis rufescens (red abalone)
Lineage: Eukaryota; Metazoa; Mollusca; Gastropoda; Lepetellida; Haliotidae
Exons: 4
Coding region: 289-861 (190 amino acids)
Source: RefSeq, a predicted model, not a curated record
GUAGUUCGCCAAAGACGUUUCACUGGCGAAUUCUGUCCCCACAAACUUAGUUAUAUAUGAACCCGCUGAGGUUUCGCGGGCAGUGGAGCGUGGUGUCUUAUUGACCGGUGAGUUUCAUACACCGCUGUAGGUAUUGACGUCAGCGUAUCCGGAGGCCUGCUGUUUCGUUUAUGUUGUCAGCGGAGGUGUGUUGAUUUAUUUCAUUGCUGUGUGGGUUUCACUUGGAUCCUGUCAUGAUCUGCUGAGGGCCUGGUUUAAUCUGUUGGUUUAUCAUAACUACAUCUCGCAAUGGCAGCCGCCGAAGGAGACAAGGAAGGAAGCGACACGGGUCCAAAGCUUGAGGAUAUCAACGGCCGGCUGUCGGUGCUCUAUUCGUUGUCGGUUGUCAAGAUCGUCAUCGGUAUAGUAUGUUUCGCUCUCGGUAUUCCCACCAUCGUGUACACUGCAGCCAACCCAACCUACCCCUUCUCGUCCGGAUCUGGAAUAUAUACAGGAAUAGAGGUUAUCCUGACGGGGAUGUUUGGGAUAUUAACACUGAAUGAAGCGAAAUCGUCAGACCCAGCGAGAUUGCGAUGUCUACUGAUCACAUUUCGAGUGUUUUUAUCACUGGGAAUAGACGUGGGAGCAGUCCAGUUCGCCUACGGGAUCUGGUCAUCUGUUAUCUGCUUCAAGGGUGAUGGCGGCACCACGUGCGGCGGAGUACACCACUCCGCUAACAGUCUACUCGCCGUGUUCAAUAUGAUCGUAGGACUCACAAUUUUGGUGGUAUGCUUGGUGAGCACUGUCGUCGGCUGGCAGCCAUUUAAAUUAUUCUGGAAAAUGGGGAAGGUCAAGGACGACGUGGAGACGAUAAAGGCCUAGACAUGCUUCCAAACCCCACACUCAGCUCGUCUCAACCCCAUAGAACCUCGGGGGUGCUAGACAGGUGGCGGAAAGUGCAAAAUGAUCCGAUUCUUAUAUUUGAAAUUUUACAGGAUACCGAGGACUUAUCGAGUCUUAUCCUUUACACAUUGAUGAGUGUGCUCGGUGUAUUAUAACAAGCUACAGGGGCGGUGGGGUAGCUUAGUGGUUAAAGCGAUCGCUCGUCACGCCGAAGACCCGGGUUCGAUUCCCCAAUCGGGCACAAUAUAUGUGUGAAGCCCAUUUCUGGUGUCCCCCGCCUUGAUAUUGCUGGGAUAUUGCCAAAAGCGGCGUAAAAGCAGACUCACUCGCUAAAACGCUGCAUGUGUAUAUAAAUCAUAUAUACCAAUGGUCAGACAUCACAGAGAAGACAACAACGAUGUAUGCUCAACGUUUGCAGUUCUUACGACACUUUGUAUAGUGUCACUACCUCAAUACUCCUAUUGCCAUUUGAUUGUUUAUACUCAUUAGGAAAGGUGCCCUAUCAUACCUGUGUAAAUACUGCAACAACUGGUUUAACAUGUUUCAUGUGUUCAUAUUGCCUUGUAUAUACUGCCGGCUAAACGAAAGUACAGUCAAGUCUGGUUAAUCCGACACUCGUUUAUCUGACAAUCGGCUUUAUCCGACACAAAUGAUGGGAACCGAUUUAAUCAGUGCUUUAGACCCGUUAAUCCGAUACACCCAUGUUUGACAGCGGUUAAUCAUGAAACAGACAAGAAUGGUUAUUCGAUGGGGAUGUGUUUGAUGCGGGUAUCAUUGUUGUGUUUUGGACCUUCAAUUUGCUGUGUUUCGGCAACUGUUUACUGUUUCAGCCGAGUAACGUUUCGGUGGAAGGUGUCAUUUCUUUAUUAAAUCCAAAUUUCAAGUGUAUACCUUCUUUUGCCCGUCUGUUAAUAUAAUAUACAUGUGUUUACUUGCUCUUUUGAAUAAAAAAAUAUUUUAUUUCUGUUA